CCUGAGAGCCCCGAGCCUGGGACCGGUAGCGAGUGGGGAUCUGUAGAGCGUGGGGCCCGGAGUGUUGAGGAGAGGGAGCGCUCCUUUCCUCUGCCAACCCAGAAUUUGGGGAGCUGAGGGAAUGGGGAGCAGCCACCAGUUCAGGACCUCGGGCGGGAGAAAGAGGGUGCCUGGUGAGCGCGAGAACUCAGACCCCAGGGGGUGGGUGUGGAGCAGAGGAGGCUGUGCUGGCACAGGCCAUUUAUUUGGUGUUUGUGACAGGCCUGACCUCACCUAACUGGCCUGCAACUCCCACGCCCCAUCUCCCCUUCACCUUCAACCCCCUCAACCCUGUACCCCGUUUUCCAAGUCACGAGGCGUUUGAACUAAUGAGCUGGAGCUGGAAGGGGUUGGGGGGCCUGUGACCAAGGUGAGGUGCGCCUUGUAGGCUCAGCAGAGGAAGGGUUCCUGGCUCCAGUCUCAUCCAGUGUCAGCCCUGGGCCACGGGUGGAUAAAUGGGGCGUUGCCUGAGGGAGUGACUGAAACAGCAGGACAUCCAUGUUUCUUGUUGGAAACAUCAAAGUUUUCCUUCCCCACGCUGUCCCUAGCCCUCCAUCCCUGUUACACCUUCUCCUGGGGUCUGUGUGAGGGAGAGUGCAAAGCCCUGAUAGCCCCUCCUCUGGAAGUCAGUGACUAAGGUAGCAUCAGAUGGCAGCUUCAUAUCGUAGCCAUCAUAGAGAAUCCUAUUUUGAGUGAUUUUAAUUUUCUUCUGGGCGACUAGUGAUAAUUCCCGAAAAUACCAAGGACUGAAAAGUGGAUGGUGACUGCAGAAGCUGGAGGGCUAAGGAUAAACCAGCUCACAGUGAGAAACCCUGAUGUACCAGACCAAGAAUAUUUUAAAUGUGAAUCUUGGUUCUCUACAAGCUGUUUUAAUUAAUUAAGGGGAAUAUGCAAGUGAGGUUUCUUAUCAGUAUUUCUGGCUUCAAAAAGGUUGACUUGAAACAGACUUCCAAGACAUAUACAAUGUGAUAAAACAAGUUAAACUCAAGAGAGUCAGAGAGCUGAGACAGAGGGAGAAUACUAGCAGGAAAAUAGAAUGAAACAGGGUAAACGGAAGUUUUACAGAGCUGGUGCCUUUCCCAGAAUAAAUGUGCUAAGACAAGAAGAUUGAAAAUGGUGGGGUCUUCUGACCUGUCUUCUGAAGUUGUGAAGGAUCACUCCCAUCUCACUCUAUUGGUAACCUCCUGGGCUGAAUAUCUUCUGCGUGCUCCGUGAGGUCAGUCUCUUCCUCUCCAUCCUGCAUUAUGACUUGUAUGAAUGACUUACAUAGACAGCACUGGAACUUCUGGCUUUACGUGUAGUCAACGAGAAACACAGAGACCACAUUUUCCCUGCCAAGACACUGACACACAUUUACCAACCCACCUUCUAUGUGGAGUCUGAUCCUAUAUUGCUCAGAGAAGCCUCUGAAAUCAGGCCUGCAUCAUGAUGCACAAUUUUGUAGGCCCCACAUCAGUCACUAUUGUGAAGCAUGAUGGAGUCAUGAAGGAACAGUUGACAAGGGUAGGAACUCCUCUACAUCUUCAUCGUCAGUGACUCCAAAAUCUCUCACCAGUACUUCACCUCCACCAGUCCAUGGACUAUUCUAGCUGAAUUCUUCAAAUGAGUGUCCAGCUGCAUCUGUCCUAAGAUCCCGAAUAUCAGCAGAAAGAAACAGUCGUCCGUCCUUCUCAUCGAGAAUUGUCCUCAGGAACUACAGAGAGGAGAUAAAAUACAGUUCUGUGGAGAUGAAGUAGCCUGCCCAAGGACACAGAUCUGAGUUAGCAGCUCUGGACUUUAAACUUCCCAGUUUUAAACUGAGAAGUUGAAUUAAAGAAAGUCAUCCUCCGUGUAAUCAGCAUAACAAAAUGAGAGGUGGAGAAACCAGGCUGGGAAGAAGUAAGAUCUUCUGCUGAACCAUCUUGCCUUUUGCCCAAAACACAGCAGCCUCAACUCUUGCUCAGAAUUUACCUGCCCCGUUUUUGUGCACAGCCUGAAGGGAUGCUUUCCCACUCCAGAGCGCCUUUCAUGCUUGAGGCCUGAAACAUGACCACCAGUAGCCACGCAUGUCCAGUUCCGGCAGUGAAUGGACACAUGACUCACUAUCCAGCCGCACCCUACCCAUUGCUCUUUCCACCAGUCAUCGGAGGACUGUCCCUGCCUCCCCUCCAUGGCCUCCAUGGCCAUCCUCCUCCUAGUGGAUGCAGCACCCCAUCACCUGCAACCAUUGAAACCCAGAGCACCAGCUCUGAGGAACUGGUCCCCAGUCCUCCAUCUCCACUGCCUCCCCCUCGAGUGUACAAACCCUGCUUCGUCUGCCAGGACAAAUCAUCGGGGUACCACUAUGGGGUCAGCGCCUGUGAGGGCUGCAAGGGUUUUUUUCGCAGAAGCAUUCAGAAGAACAUGAUUUACACUUGUCACCGAGAUAAGAACUGUGUUAUUAAUAAAGUCACCAGGAAUCGAUGCCAGUACUGUCGACUCCAGAAGUGCUUUGAAGUGGGAAUGUCCAAAGAAUCCGUCAGGAAUGACAGAAACAAGAAAAAGAAGGAACCUUCAAAGCAGGAAUGUACGGAAAGCUAUGAAAUGACAGCUGAGCUGGAUGACCUCACAGAGAAGAUCAGAAAAGCUCACCAGGAAACCUUCCCCUCGCUCUGCCAGCUGGGCAAGUAUACCACGAAUUCCAGUGCCGACCACCGCGUCCGACUGGACCUGGGACUCUGGGACAAAUUCAGCGAGCUGGCCACCAAGUGCAUUAUUAAGAUCGUGGAGUUUGCUAAACGUCUCCCGGGCUUCACCGGCUUGACCAUCGCAGACCAAAUCACCCUACUGAAGGCCGCCUGCCUGGACAUCCUGAUUCUUAGAAUUUGCACCAGGUACACCCCAGAACAAGACACCAUGACUUUUUCAGAUGGCCUUACCCUAAAUCGAACUCAGAUGCACAAUGCCGGAUUUGGUCCUCUGACUGACCUUGUGUUCACCUUUGCCAACCAGCUUCUGCCUUUGGAAAUGGAUGACACAGAAACAGGCCUUCUUAGUGCCAUCUGCUUAAUCUGUGGAGACCGCCAGGACCUUGAGGAACCAACAAAAGUAGAUAAGCUACAAGAACCAUUGCUGGAAGCACUAAAAAUUUAUAUCAGAAAGAGACGGCCCAGCAAGCCCCACAUGUUCCCAAAGAUCUUAAUGAAAAUCACAGAUCUUCGCAGCAUCAGCGCUAAAGGUGCAGAACGUGUAAUUACCUUGAAAAUGGAAAUCCCUGGAUCAAUGCCACCUCUCAUUCAGGAAAUGCUGGAGAAUUCUGAAGGACAUGAACCUUUGACCCCAAGUUCAAGUGGGAACACAGCAGAGCACAGUCCCAGCAUCUCACCCAGCUCAGUGGAAAACAGUGGUGUCAGUCAGUCCCCACUGGUGCAAUAAGACACUUUCCAUCAACUUCAAACAUUCCCCAGUAACUUCAGUUCCGGGAUUUAAAAUGCAAGAAAAAACAUUUUUACUGCUGCUUAAUUUUUGGACCGAAAAUAUAUUAAAACUCAAGAAGGACCAAGAAGUUUUCGUAUGUAUCAAUAUAUACUCCUCACUGUCUAACUUACCUAGAAAUGCAAACUUUUUAAAUUCUAAAAAUCAGCCAUUUCAUGCAACCAGAAACUAGUUAAAAGCUUCUAUUUUCCUCUUUGAACACUCAAGAUUGCAUGGCAAAGACCCAGUCAAAAUGAUUUACCCCCGGUUAGGUUUCUGAAGACUUUGUACAUACAGAAGUACGGCUCUGUUCUUUCUAUACUGUAUGUUUGGUGCUUUUGUCUUGCAUACUCAAAAAUGACCAAGCCACACCAUGGUUAUAAAACAGACUACUGUACAUGUCCAGCUCAGAAAGGUUCAAAACGAUGACUGUCUUGCCUUCACAGGAGAAUCAAGACAUCAAGGUAAGGAAAUGGGACUAUUGUACAGUAUGACAAGAUAAGGCUAAAGAUUUUCUAAUUUAGUUAGUAUGGAAGCUUGUUCUUGCAAACUGCAUCUUUUAUUUCAUGUUGCCCAGUAAAAGUAUACAAAUUCACUGCACUAGCAGAAGAGAAUUCUGUAUCGGUGUAACUGCCAGUUCAGUUCAUCAAAUGUCAUUUGUUCAGUUGUUAAUGUCACUUUAAAUUAAAAGUGGUUUAUUACUUGUUUAAUGACAUUACUACACAUUUUUAAAAAAAGAUACAUUUUUACAGUAAUGAUAGCCUCCAAGGCAGAAACACUUUUCAGUGUUAAUAAGUUUUUGUUUACCUAUUCACAAGCCAUUAGGGGAAUUUCAUGGGCGAAUGAGCAGGCUGGUUUACCACCUGUACCAAGUAACUCUGUUGUCCUUCCUGAUUCAUGCCUGCUACGGGGUUUUUUUUUCCCAGCCUUCUUCAUGCCCAGUGGCUAAUAUUAAUUCCCCGAGGUAUGGGCAGAAUCUGCAUCCUUUGACCUUGUUCAAUCACUAUGAAGCAGAGUGAAAGCUGUGGUAGAGUGGUUAACAGAUACAAGUGUCAGUUCUUAGUUCUCAUUUAAGCACUAGUGGAUUUUUUUUUUUGAUAUAUUAGCAAGUCUGUGAUGUACUUUCACUGGCUCUGUUUGUACAUUGAGAUUGUUUAACAAUGCUUUCUAUGUUCAUAUACUGUUUACCUUUUUCCAUGGAGUCUCCUGGCAAAGAAUAAAAUAUAUUUAUUUUAAA
Messenger RNA from Talpa occidentalis (Iberian mole), 4708 nucleotides. RefSeq names its product retinoic acid receptor beta (gene RARB). The record is from RefSeq and is a predicted model, not a curated record. Gene Ontology annotation, cellular component: nucleus; transcription regulator complex. NCBI's taxonomy places the organism in Eukaryota, Metazoa, Chordata, Mammalia, Eulipotyphla, Talpidae. The transcript is spliced from 18 exons. Gene Ontology annotation, biological process: regulation of transcription by RNA polymerase II; cellular response to corticotropin-releasing hormone stimulus; retinoic acid receptor signaling pathway. Gene Ontology annotation, molecular function: RNA polymerase II cis-regulatory region sequence-specific DNA binding; nuclear glucocorticoid receptor binding; nuclear receptor activity. Bases 2065 to 3432 code for a protein of 455 amino acids.